Molecule: messenger RNA, 1944 nt
Organism: Danio aesculapii
Lineage: Eukaryota; Metazoa; Chordata; Actinopteri; Cypriniformes; Danionidae
Gene: r3hdm4
Product: R3H domain containing 4
Exons: 8
Coding region: 90-854 (254 amino acids)
Molecular function (GO): nucleic acid binding
Source: RefSeq, a predicted model, not a curated record
CACUAGCUUUUAGCCAUCUCGGCUAGCAGUUCUGUUCUGGCCAGUGUUUUGUUUGUGUCUGUGGUGUUUCUUUGAGAGAAGACUGUGCGAUGGUUGUGUUGAAUAGCAAUAACAAUGAGGAACAGGAUGUAAUCCUAAAUGAGCCACGAUGCUCCUCUCUACCCAGCUCCCCUGCUAAACGUGUUUCUCCGGCCAAAAAAAAGCAGUUCUUUAUUAAUCAGGCUAUCAGAAACUCUGACCUUAUUCCCAGAGCCAAGGGUAAGAAAAGUCAAAGACGACAGGAAAACACUCGUUUCCUGGACAAUCUUUUGGAACGAGAUGAGUGCUCUAAAGAGGAUGGUGAAGGCCAUGAAACCGCCUCACCCAGCAUCUUCACUGAAGCCUGCACCAAUGGAAACUACAUGGAGUACUGGAGUGAUUUUAUGAAUCGUUCUGGAGAGGAGCAAGAGCGACUUUUGGCUCUCCUAGAGGAGGAGGCUCAGAGGACCCACUCUAACAAAAGCCAUAAAGACCAAAGAGAGGCUAAUCCUGCCUUCAGCUCUCAGGAAUGUUUCCAGAGGAUCGAUCGGAGGCUGCGUGUGACACUCAAACGCAGACAGAUUCCCAUGGGAGUGUUGGAGGGUCUAGAGUCCAAUCUGCUGGGAUUCUUCAUGGCACACCCUCACUCGAUUUACACAACCAGACUCAGCAGCAGUUAUGAGCGACUGUUGCUUCAUGCUAUCUGCCAGUACAUGGAUCUGACCUCUGCAAGCUCUGACUGUAAUGGUGCUCGACAGACUGAAGUGGUUAACAAACAGGAAGAGUUUCUCCCUCCUCAGCCGCUGCUCUCUGCCUACCUGGAGCAGCUGAACUAAGCUGCUAAGAAUCGUGGCCUCAACCACCAGUACCACUGCUGUUCAUCCAGCCAGACCAGAACAGGCACCCCUGCCCUUCAACUGGCUAGCAUGAACUAUGCAAAAGGCAUUUUAUCAUAGGACGUCUCCCUUUAAGAGGCUUCACUGACUAGUCGUCAACAUACUGUCUCUUUCGGUUACUUUUUAAAUACAUUUUCUGAUGUUUUUGGGGCACAUUUUAGUGGAUGUUGUUGUUAAAAUGUCUUUAAAUAUGAUCUGAUUCUUUUUCAAUGUUCCAGACAGAACUUUUUAGAGUAACCAUCAUGGCAUCUUUGUAGGCGUGUAGAAACAUAGCUGUAUGUGAACUUGGCCAGAGGAAGAAUAUGAAUUGAUGAUUAUUGUUUUUGCUGUUCUUGACCUUUAAAAUCAUUGGAAGUGAGUUUAGAAAUUCAGGUUCAUCGCCAUUGCGUCUCCAACCCACAUAUAGUCACUGUUGAAAAUGUACAGCUCAGGCUUCUACACAAGGAACGUCUUCAUCAAAAUAGUGCUUAUAUCGCAAAUCUUAUGGUGGUUAUAGUACCUUUGCAAGCUCUUUAUCUUACUGCACAAUAUUGUACUAAUUAUUCUUUUGACUUGAUUCCGUUAAUUCAGCCAAACCUGCCUGACAGUUAAAUGGAAAUAAGUAGACCUUUUAUAUCCAACACUCUAUGUCUUGAAUUAAAGUCAAACUCAACCAGUUUUUAAUUUAAAUCUGCCAUUUGCAGGUGUCACAUCUGAAAACACUUUUUAUUUCCAAAUUAGGAUUCGCCAACAUGCACUUACAACUAUGCCUUACCUGUACACACCAUAUUUGUCAUUUUUGUAUUUAUAUAAAUAGCCUUUACAUCAAUGUUGUUAUGGUUUACACACAGGGAAAAUAAUGUAAUGUUUUAUACUAUCAAGAAGUCCUGGGCCACUUGAGCAGAUCUUGCAUUUGUAUCUGUAACCAAAGUGUGUGUGAGUACAAUGCUGAUUCUCAGGCAUCAACCUUCAUGAAUGUUUUUAAACAUAACCCUCAUAAUCACUUAAAAAGUCAAACAAACAUUAAAAAAGAGCUGCUUUUUUGGAAUAA